GGAAAGUCCCGAAAGCAUGUCCCCAAAAACAAAGUAAAAAGCCCCAGCCCUAGCCACCGCCCUAGAAGAUUUUAUAUUCAUCGUCGAAAUUACUGUUCGACGCUCAAAAGCUUCUCUUUUUCCGGGGAAUUUUAUAUGGUUAGUUUGUUUUAGUAUCGAUGGCAAACAGACCAGACCCAGAUAUCGAUGAUGAUUUCAGUGAAAUUUACAAGGAGUACACUGGCCCGCUAGGGUCCGCAGUUUCCAAGGCAGAAGAUAGGGUGAAAGAGAAUAAACGUUCUCAUGCUGCUUCAAAUGAGGAAGAGGAACAGCGUGACCCCAAUGCUGUCCCCACUGACUUCACAAGCCGGGAAGCCAAGGUCUGGGAGGCUAAAUCCAAGGCUACUGAGAGGAAUUGGAAGAAGAGGAAAGAAGAAGAAAUGAUUUGCAAAAUAUGUGGAGAAUCGGGUCACUUUACUCAGGGUUGCCCCUCCACUCUUGGAGCAAAUCGCAAGUCUCAAGAUUUUUUUGAAAGGGUACCCGCUAGAGACCCACAUGCCAGAGCACUUUUCACCGAGAAAGUUAUUCAGAGGAUCGAGAAAGAUAUUGGUUGCAAAAUCAAAAUGGACGAGAAGUUUAUAAUUGUUAGUGGUAAGGAUAGGUUAAUAUUGAAAAAGGGUGUGGAUGCUGUACACAAAGUAAAGGAUGAAAGUGAUCAAAGGGGCUCUUCUAGUUCUCGCAUGAGCAGAUCAAGGUCACCUGAGCGAAGUCCUGUUGGUGCACGGUUGCGACGUCCUGAAUCACAAAGGGCUCAUUCAGGACCACAUAACUCACUACACUUCCAACAACGAUUUGGUAGGCAAGAUAAGGCUGUGGAAGACCGUGUACUUGAGGAUCUACGGAAAAUUUCUAGAGAUUCUCCGCAAGCUUAUGGUAAUGAUGGAGCUAGAAGUCGCUCGAGCCACUCUAAAUCCCCAGGCCGUUUGCCUUAUGGUGGCAACUCAUUUAAUUCCUACGAUGGUCAUAAUCGAAACAUGGGAGCUUAUAGAACUGAGGGAUGGGAUACUGAGAGACGGGGAUCUGAUUUGCAAUCUGGCAAUCAGUUUGAAUACCAUGCCUUCCCUCAAACGUUAGAUGAGUUGGAGUUGGAAUUUAAGAGAGAGGCAAUGGAACUUGGAAGAAUUCGUGAUAAGGAAGAAGAUGAAGAGAAUUAUAAGCAUCGGGAGACUAUCAAGGAGAUGAGAGAGAACUACAUCAAGAAAUCAGCUAUAUUGAGGGACACACAUGCAAAACAGUGGGAAGAGUUUCUUCAAUUUGAUGCCCAAAGGCGUCAGCAACAGGCACGGCAACAAAUGUCUGCUUCAAGCUUUGGUGCUUAUAAACAGCAGGGUUAUUCUGAAUACGAUGGCCCGUCUGUCCAUGCUCAUUACGCUGGAGCUGGUCUACCAAUGGAUUCUAGGGGCAGGUACCCAAAUCCUAUGGAAAAUUAUUCCUCUAGGCUUCAUGACUCUUAUGGUGAAUUUCAACGUCAGAGGCGUGAAGAUUUUGGGAAAGCUUACAAUCGGUACUAAAUCAAUAUAACAGGCUUGAUUAGGGUCAAUCAGAUCUUGGUCGGUUAGGGAGUAAAAGAUUGGUGAGCUCAAGUCUAGGUAAGUAGGUUCUGUAUCAGAGUUGAGAAGGGAACACUACUACUCUUUUAAUGUUUUCAUUGCAGUUUGUUCCAAAUUCAAAUAUUAUAAUUUGGCUCUGUCCAGAACUUCAUUGAAGAAUAUCAGACGCAGUUUUGGAUUUUUAGUUAAGAGUAGUAAUAUUUGGAAAUGAACCUUGUCCUGAAUGAUUGUUGAUUUGCAUUAACUAGUGGACUCUACAUUUUAAA
Messenger RNA from Gossypium raimondii (Peruvian cotton), 1855 nucleotides. RefSeq lists its product as uncharacterized. The coding region runs from base 159 to 1550 and encodes 463 amino acids. NCBI's taxonomy places the organism in Eukaryota, Viridiplantae, Streptophyta, Magnoliopsida, Malvales, Malvaceae. Gene Ontology annotation, molecular function: nucleic acid binding; zinc ion binding. The transcript has 6 exons. The record is from RefSeq and is a predicted model, not a curated record.